AUGGCUGAGGAGCUGAAGAAGGAGCAGGAUACUAGCUCUCACCUGGAGAGGAUGAAGAAGAACCUGGAGGUUACAGUUAAGGACCUGCAGCACCGCCUGGAUGAGGCCGAGAACCUGGCCAUGAAGGGCGGGAAGAAGCAGCUCCAAAAACUGGAAGCAAGGGUGCGAGAGCUGGAGAACGAGCUCGAAGCGGAACAAAGACAUGGGUCGGAUUCUGUGAAAGGGGUUCGCAAACUUGAGCGCAAGAUUAAGGAGAUCACCUAUCAGUCUGAUGAGGACAAGAAAAACAUGACACGGCUGCAGGAGCUGGUGGACAAACUGCAGCUGAAGGUCAAAGUGUACAAACGGCAGGCUGAAGAGGCUGAGGAGCAGGCCAACACUCAUCUGACGAAGCUGAGGAAGGUGCAGCACGAGCUGGAGGAGGCCGAGGAGCGAGCCGACAUCGCCGAGUCCCAGAUCAAUAAGAUGAAAGUCAAGAGUCGUGACAUGGGGAAGGCGAAAGACAGCGGAGAGUAG
This is a messenger RNA of Morone saxatilis (striped sea-bass), 516 nucleotides long. RefSeq names its product myosin-7-like. Bases 1 to 516 code for a protein of 171 amino acids. Gene Ontology annotation, molecular function: protein serine/threonine kinase activity. The transcript is spliced from 5 exons. The record is from RefSeq and is a predicted model, not a curated record. Gene Ontology annotation, biological process: actomyosin structure organization; peptidyl-threonine phosphorylation. NCBI's taxonomy places the organism in Eukaryota, Metazoa, Chordata, Actinopteri, Moronidae. Gene Ontology annotation, cellular component: cytoskeleton; cytoplasm; myosin complex.